AUGAGAAGUAAAGACAUAUCGUACUGCGAGGACGCGAUGGAGCGAGUGUGCCUUCUGCCCCGCUCUACCCUUGCUGAUCUAGUCAAAUACGCGCUGUGGCUGCUAGAAUGCUCGCACGACUCGGGCCGCUGCCACGCGACCAUGUUCUUUGGGCUGUCCUUCCAGUUCCGCGUCAUCCUCGAGGAGUUCGACUACCAGGACGGUCUCCGAAAGCUGUACAACGUGAUAUCCACGCUGCCGAUCCUCGGGUCGGAUGACGAGGAGAUGAGGGUAUCUGACGACGAGACGUGCGCCGCGCGACAGAUCGUCCGCCACGUUUGUGUGGCCACCCGCCGAUACCUAGAGGCUCACUUGAGGCUACGAGCGGCGCAGGUGGCGAGGCAGCAAGGCGACAAUGUGCCCGAGCCGCCUCCUUAUAAGGCCUCAAAAUCGUCCCCGGAAGAGAUCCAAGAGCAAAUAGAGCUGUUACAAAGCGUGGCCUGGUCCCGAUGGGCGCCGGUGGACGAGCUGGUGGAAUUGGGUGGCAUCUCGCUACUGCUGCAGGUCGUCGGGUUCGCUUAUGAGUGGAAUUUCAACGGCAGAUCAGAGACAGUCCGAUCGGCGUUAGACGUGGUUUCUGUUUGCUGCGUGGCGCCGCGAGUUCAACUUUUAUUGACUGAGAAAAUAGACAUGAGGGACGCUGAUCUCACUACGGGGGUUAACAUCGUGUUGGGAGCGGCAGACGGUGAGAUCGUGGCGGAGCCCGAGGUCCAAAAGGCAGCGUUGAAUGUGCUAGUCAACUGCGUCUGCGCGCCCGUGCAUAGAGCAGGCACGUCAACAACACGUUUCUCGCUCACCGGCCCUAGCAAGAAGAAGACAGCGCUACGAUCGUACGAGGACGUCAUACAGAAGGUGUGGGAGAGCGUCAGAACUAACAACGGGAUUAUGGUCCUGCUAUCGCUGAUGAUGGUGAAAGCACCCAUAACCGACGCGGACCGUCUCCGAGGCUUAGCUUGUCGAGCGCUGGCCGGGCUCGCGCGAUGUCCCACCGUGAGGCAGAUCAUAUCCAAGCUGCCGCUGUUCACCACCUCGCAGAUACAAGUCCUAAUGCGCGACCCUAUCUUACAAGAGAAGCGGCAAGAACACGUGAUGUUCCAGAAAUACGCGCUGGAACUGUUGGAGCGGGUGUCGGGGNAACCUAGCUUAAUGUUCCAGGCAAACGUGGUAGCGCAAACGCGCAUAAACUACAACGAACGGCAACUACUACAACUGGUGGCGGAGCAUUUAUUAGCGAGGGGACUGUCAGAGUCGGCGGCGACAUUGCAGCGGGAGGCGGGGCUGCCGCCGCCGGCCGCCGCCGCGCCAGCGCCGCCGCCGCCGCCGGUCUACACGCCGUCCACGCCGGUGCGGCCUCGUCUGUCAGCGUCACGAGCGAGCAGCACUGGCUCCCUGCACCGAGACAGCCUAGAUCUAAACCACCACCACGACGAGAGCAGUCCGCAGCCGCACGUCAUCAAGUUGAGAGUCUACACCAACAGGAAACUUCAGAGCCAAACGCCAGCGCUGUCAACGCCCAUAUCAUCGGCGUCAGAACACAAGCGUUCCCUCCAAAAGCAAAUGAGCGUGGCCACAGACACCACGCAGAGCCAGCACCGCAUCACGCUGCACAGCAUCAUCACCGAGUACCUUUACAACCAGCACGCGCUGUGCAAGAACCCGGUCGUCACUUGCCCGCAGUUCAAUCUGUUCCAGAGGGAGUCAUUCCCAGCUUUCUGGCCUGAAAAGGGGGGAAGUCAUACCCAGCUACUGGCCUCCUGGGGGGGAAUCCUUCAGCCUCUGGUCUGGGGGGAGUCGCUUCUAUCCUGGGGGGUAGGGGAGGCUAGAAGGGCGUCGGAACACAAGCGCUCCCUCCAGAAGCAAAUGAGCGUGGCCACAGACACCACGCAGAGCCAGCACCGCAUCACGCUGCACAGCAUCAUCACCGAGUACCUUUACAACCAGCACGCGCUGUGCAAGAACCCCGUCGUCACUUGCCCGCAGUUCAACCUGUUCCAACCACACAAGUGCCCCGAUCCUCGUUCGACGUGGUCGGUUCUGUCCGGCGGUUGCGCCGCUAGCGUCUGCGCGAGAGUCUCGAGAAGAGAACUCGGCUACACGAGCGGCUGCCGGCGCGCGGACGCACGCCUCGUGCACUCACACUUUGCGCCCGUGCGCACGCUGCGGCUACAAGAUGACGAUGCUUACUUCACGCACACCAUAUUCCACCCAACGCAACAUCAGCUGUUAGCGGCGACGUCCUCGGGCGACAUUCGGAUAUUCAACCUGUUCAGCGGCGUCGAGGAGAGUUCAUACCAAGUGCACGACACUCUGCACGCAUAUAUUUGUCACAUGCAGGCGAGCAGAGACGGGUUACUACUACUAGCGUCAACGCCCACGACGUGGCGACCUCUGUCGGCGUUGUGGAACAUGAAAGAAUUCGAACAGUUAUUCCAACUAGACAACGAGGAAUACGUGGAGUUUUCCAAGAUGUCCGACGAACGCAUCAUCGGGACACGUGGGGAGACGGCGACCAUAUUUGACACGCGCACCGGAAGCGAGUUGAUGACCCUGACGCCCGCCAUCAGUAAUCAGUACGCCAAGAACAGAGCGACGUUCAACCCUACUGACGAACUGGUGCUAUCUGAUGGCGUGCUCUGGGACGUGAACUCGGGCAAAGAAAUCCACAAGUUCGACAAACUGAACCAAACGCACAGCGGCGUGUUUCACCCUAACGGAUUAGAAGUAAUAUCAAACACAGAAGUGUGGGACCUACGGACGUUCCAUCUACUUCGGACAGUGCCAACGUUAGAUAAAUCAGAGGUGAUAUUCAACCCAACCUGCACGGCGCUAUACGCCGUCUGUUCCGACCAAGACUCGGAGGAGCGCAGCCAAUUCGACACCAGCUUCAAGACGCUAGACCCCUUCGAUUACUCCAGUAUAGCGACGAUAGACGUGAAACGCAACAUCUACUCGCUAUCCGUAUCGCGCUGGGGCACGCAGAUAUCGCUGGUGGAAAACAUGGGCGACUUCGACCAGGUGCAGGAAUCGUGUGUCAAGGUGUACGACGUCGGCCGCAAGCGGGACCACGACGAUGAUGCGGAGGAGGAUGAGGAAGAAGAAUUGGCUGGAGGUUCGGAAAACGACGACGGAUCCAGCUCGCCCACAGACGCCGAGGACGAAUUAGCAAUAGCGUCGCUACGAGACGCGGUCAUGGGCUUUAGGGGCGGCAGCUCGGGCAGCUCCGACGACGAGCCCGAGGCGCGCCCGAGGAGACGCCGCCCCCGCAGACGAGCGGCGGCGGCGGCGGCGGCGGACAGCCGUAGCAGCGACAGCGACGGCGAGAACCUCGACCUGCCCGACAUCAUCGAGUUCGAGCUCGACUAGAGCCAAUAAACGUGUUAACAGUU
Messenger RNA from Ostrinia furnacalis (Asian corn borer), 3425 nucleotides. RefSeq names its product LisH and WD40 domain-containing protein mahjong (gene mahj). The transcript has 27 exons. Gene Ontology annotation, molecular function: protein binding. Gene Ontology annotation, cellular component: nucleus; Cul4-RING E3 ubiquitin ligase complex. NCBI's taxonomy places the organism in Eukaryota, Metazoa, Arthropoda, Insecta, Lepidoptera, Crambidae. Gene Ontology annotation, biological process: protein ubiquitination. The record is from RefSeq and is a predicted model, not a curated record. The coding region runs from base 1 to 3402 and encodes 1133 amino acids.